AUGACUUCACUCCGACGUCGCGACACGAAAUCCCAUCCUUCCGCCGCCGCCGCCGGCAUAUUGUGCCUCGUCCUGCUGGCCAUCCCGGCGGCGGAGGCGGUGACGGUGCGGGUGGUGAACGGGCUGAGCGACCGGCGGAAGAAGCUGCUGGUGCACUGCAAGUCCGGCGACGACGACAUCGGGGUCAAGUACAUAACGGCCGGCGGCGAGGACUACCACUUCAGCUUCCGGCCCAACUGGUGGGGGACCACGCUGUUCUGGUGCUACGUGGCGCCCGACGGCAACUCCCACCUGUCCUUCACGGCGUGGGAGGACAUGGACCCGCUCCCCAACAACGAUUACUCCGACAGGGUCUGGCUGGCGAAGGACGACGGCGUUUACGUCUGGCGGCGGAUUUGGGACGUCGAUUUCAACUUCUACAAAGGCUGGCUUCCUGGCAGGGGAUAUCAUAUCUCCUUAUGGACACAUUAAAGGAGAUGACUGAGACCCAUAUGAUGUUCCUCUAAUGCAAAUGAGUUUUUCUUUAAUAGAUAAUUGCGGGAAUUAAAUUUCCUUAAAUUCCAUUUUAGAAUGUAGUUGUGUUAUUUAUUAUUUCCUUAAUCUUAAUCAAAUGUACAUAGUCAAUAAAUUCAACUGUUACGUUGAUAAUUUUCUC
Molecule: messenger RNA, 655 nt
Organism: Linum tenue
Lineage: Eukaryota; Viridiplantae; Streptophyta; Magnoliopsida; Malpighiales; Linaceae
Source: the annotation of a GenBank genome assembly